This is a messenger RNA of Diaporthe amygdali, 1074 nucleotides long. Its product is annotated as alpha-N-arabinofuranosidase 2. Gene Ontology annotation, molecular function: hydrolase activity, hydrolyzing O-glycosyl compounds. The coding region runs from base 1 to 1074 and encodes 357 amino acids. Gene Ontology annotation, biological process: carbohydrate metabolic process. The record is from RefSeq and is a predicted model, not a curated record. The transcript has a single exon. Lineage: Eukaryota; Fungi; Ascomycota; Sordariomycetes; Diaporthales; Diaporthaceae.
AUGUUGAACACAUUUGUAAAGUCAUAUUGGCGGCAGCCCACCGCAUUGCUGCUCGCAGUAGCCGCCGUGCUUCUCUGCCUCGCCGACUCCACGCUGGCGGUAAAGGUCAGAAACGGCGCCGAUCCCACAGCAAUCCACGUCGGAGACACAUAUUACUCGGCCGAGUCUGCCGACGGCGGCAUCUACGUCCGCGCGGCAUCAUCCCUUGAAGGCCUCGGCGCAUCAGACGUCCAGCGGGAGAAAGUCUGGUCUGAUGACGCCGGCAGGGGGGCCAUCUGGGCCCCGGAGCUGACGACGGACUCGGGGCGGACCUUCAUCCACUUCUCAGCCGGCGUGGACGCCGCUCACCGCAUGUACGUCAUCAGCGCCGACUCGCCCUUGGGUACUUACUCGUCUGAGUCGAAACUCGCCCUGCCGGACGACCAGUGGGCCAUCGACGGCACGUUCUUCGUGUUCGAGGGCCGGGGCUGGUUCGUCUGGUCCGGCUGGGACAGCGAGAGCAACAACGGCGAGCAGAACCUGUACAUCUGCCGCAUGAACAGCCCUACGGAGCCCACCGGGCAGCGGUUCAUCAUCUCCCAGCCGCGCGAAUCUUGGGAGCAGGGCGACAGCCCCCUGAUCAACGAGGGCCCCGAGGCUGUUGUGGAUCCGAACGGCCAGCUGCACAUCGUCUACUCGGCCAACGGCAGCUGGAACAAUAAGUACUGCCUCGCGGACCUGCGGCUGCGCAAGGGCGGCGACCCGACGUAUGUGUGGGACUGGUACAAGUCCAACGGCUGCCUGUUCGGCUCGCAUCAGGACAGGAUGAUGGACGGCUGGGACGCGACGCUGUACAUUGAUGGGCCUGGCCAUCACACGUUUGCGCUGCCAGAUGGCGAUGUCAAUGAGAGCCCUGGUGGAACCGGGCACAUCCCUUUCAUGUUCCACGGUGUCGAGAAGGGCACCCCGUAUAGCUGGGAUGCUCGCGCUUGGUUCACUGGUACCUAUGUCUGGUGGAGUCAAACCACCUACAGCCGACAGAAUAGUCCUGGAGAUGCAAUCGAUACGGGUUAUAGCUUCAAGUUCUUUGAAUAG